Messenger RNA from Corticium candelabrum, 593 nucleotides. Its product is annotated as UPF0538 protein C2orf76 homolog. Bases 225 to 593 code for a protein of 122 amino acids. The record is from RefSeq and is a predicted model, not a curated record. The transcript is spliced from 4 exons. NCBI's taxonomy places the organism in Eukaryota, Metazoa, Porifera, Homoscleromorpha, Homosclerophorida, Plakinidae.
AGACCAGACCCGUAUGUAGCGAAACAUUACGAUUUGUUGCUUCUACGCUCUACAUAGUAGGAAGUGAGAUUUCUGCAGAGUAACUUUCUGGAUUGAAGUGCCAGCUUGUUCAAAACAUCUUCAGCUUCUUUUGACCCCACCGACUAAAGCAUUCAAGAACUAGUGGAACUAACUUGGGAAUUGAACCUCAAGUAGCAGACAGUAGCUCAACAUCUCAUGACAUAAUGGUGACAGUUACUGUUCGACUUAUUCGAUCAUUUGAAUAUCGAUCUGUAAAAUCUUUGGUCAUACAUCAGGUGGACGUAUCACAGACAGUAGACGAAUUUACUCAGAGACUCAAACAUGAGAUUCAAACAAAACCAGGUCUUCUGUUACCAUUUCGAAGUCAUUCUUAUGACACACUGAAACUGUACUGUCAUGCCCAAGGAAUGAAGCCAAACGACUUAGUAAUCAACAGAGACAAUGACAGUGAUCUAAUCCUAAAAUCAGACAAUACAUUGUCUGCUUACAGCAUAGCAAAUGAAACUGAGCUAUCUUACUUCAACAUGCAUGAGUAUGAAGCUUACAAGUUUGGCAAUGAAACAAAGUGGUAA